Molecule: messenger RNA, 1017 nt
Organism: Rotaria socialis
Lineage: Eukaryota; Metazoa; Rotifera; Eurotatoria; Philodinida; Philodinidae
Source: the annotation of a GenBank genome assembly
AUGUUUAAACUAAACACUGCAACCAAGUUAUUUUACAAUAUUCGAAAAUAUAGUGUAUCAACAGUUGAUGGCAUCGCAAAUAUGUCUAAGGAAUUAAUUCUAUAUCAUUAUCCGCAAUCAACAUUCGCGGAGAAGGUGAGAACGGCGAUGGGUUUAAAAAAAUUAAAAUGGUUUUCCGUUAUCACAAAUCGAAUUCCUCCAAGACCUCAUCUUGAUGUUCUUACUGGCGGUUAUCGACGAAUACCUGUGCUACAGGUUGGUGCUGAUAUGUAUUGUGACAGUCAUCUGAUUCUGCGUACUCUGGAUCGCCUUCGACCCGAUUCGCCAUAUUUUUUCUCCAACAGAUUAACACAACCUCUGUGUUGGUGGUGGGAUAAAGCAAUGUUUGAAGAAUUGCUUAGGCUACGAGUUGGUCUUCAUGGCGAUCAAUUGCCGAAAGAGUGGCUCUCAGAUCGACAAAAAUUCGCCCCUAAAAUUACUUUUACCAAGGCAGAUAACGAGAAAGAUAUACCGUUGAUAGUACAGCGUAUCAAUGCACAUCUUGCAUGGCUCACGAACAUGCUCGACGACGGCAGAAUAUUUCUACUCGGAGAUUCGAUGCCAUCUGCAUUCGAUAUUACUGCUUAUCAUUUGCUUUGGUUCAUCAAAGUAAAUUUUGAAAAUGAAACGAAAGAUUUCUUUCCAGAACUAUCUCAACCAAGAGUAGUUUCAUGGUUUCAGCGUAUCGCUGCGCUAGGUCAUGGUACAAGCAUAGACAUAACUGCAGAAGAAGCAUUCAAAAUAGCAAAACACGUCGAACCAAGUGAACCAAAUUACAUUCAUAGCAAAAGAAACAGCAAAUGGCAUAAAGGGCAACUUUUACAAGUUCUACCAAAUGAUAUGGGUCGUGAACCUGUACAGGGAACAUUUAUUGCAGCAGAUGAUUAUGAAAUAGUGCUUCGCCGUUCAAAUGAAAGCAUAGGCAAUAUCAAUGUUCAUUUUCCUCGUGCUGGAUUUGAUAUUACUGAAAUAAAAUAG